GCACGUUUUAACUCCACGGGCUCUGAUCCCUUCUUCGUCGCCACCCUUCAUUCUACUCAAAAAUGGCGGCCGCCGCAUCCUCCUCCCUCGCGCUCGCCCCCUCCUCCUCCUCCCACUGCAAAACCCUAAAACCCCCAGCUCCCAAAACCCUAACCAUAACCCUGCCCUUGGGCUUCUCCUCCUCCUCCUCCUCCUACUUCCGAAUCCUUCCCUGCCUCCUCUCCCGGUUCCCCGCCGAUGCGUCUCCGGGGAUCGCCGGAGAGCGGCGGGGAUGCGGCGGCGGAGCACUCGGGGCGACGAUGGUGUCGGCUCCCUCCAUUGCCAAGCCCUUUCCCACCCUGGACUUCGAGACCUCGGUGUUUAAGAAGGAGAAGAUCACCCUUGCGGGCCAUGAGGAGUAUAUUGUAAGAGGUGGGAGGGAUCUGUUCCACUUGUUGCCCGACGCAUUCAAGGGGAUCAAACAGAUUGGUGUGAUAGGAUGGGGAUCACAGGGUCCUGCCCAAGCACAAAAUUUGAGGGAUUCACUUGCUGUGGCAAACUCUGACAUUGUGGUGAAGAUUGGCCUUAGGAAAGGUUCUCGUUCUUUUGAGGAAGCACGUGCUGCUGGAUUCACUGAAGAAAAUGGAACUUUGGGUGACAUGUGGGAGACUGUUUCAAGCAGUGAUCUUUUAUUGCUGUUGAUAUCUGAUGCUGCACAGGCGGACAACUAUGAGAAAAUACUCUCUCACAUGAAACCAAACAGCAUCCUUGGUUUGUCUCAUGGAUUUCUUCUAGGGCAUUUGCAGUCCUUUGGUCUCGAUUUCCCUAAAAACAUCAGCGUGAUUGCUGUGUGCCCCAAGGGAAUGGGCCCUUCAGUUAGAAGGCUGUAUGUUCAGGGUAAAGAGAUCAAUGGCGCUGGAAUCAAUUCCAGCUUCGCUGUCCACCAGGAUGUUGAUGGCCGGGCCACUGACGUUGCUUUAGGAUGGUCGGUUGCUCUUGGAUCUCCAUUCACUUUCGCUACUACCCUUGAACAGGAGUAUAAGAGCGACAUUUUUGGGGAAAGAGGCAUUUUACUUGGUGCUGUGCAUGGAAUUGUGGAGGCCCUCUUCAGAAGGUAUACCGAGAACGGCAUGAGCGAAGAUCUAGCUUACAAAAACACUGUGGAAUGUAUCACAGGGAUCAUAUCAAAAACAAUAUCGACAAAGGGGAUGCUUGCUGUGUAUAACUCUUUGACGGAGGAAGGGAAGAAGGAAUUCAACGCUGGUUAUAGUGCAUCUUAUUAUCCUUGCAUGGAUAUAUUGUACGAGUGCUACGAAGAUGUCACGAGUUGUAGUGAAAUCCGCAGCGUCGUGUUGGCUGGUCGUCGAUUUUAUGAAAAGGAAGGGCUCCCGGCUUUCCCGAUGGGUAAGAUUGACCAGACCCGAAUGUGGAAAGUCGGUGAGCGGGUUCGUGCGGUCCGCCCGGAAAGCGACUUGGGCCCGUUGCAUCCCUUUACUGCCGGGGUUUAUGUGGCCCUAAUGAUGGCUCAGAUUGAAGUUUUAAGAAAGAAGGGCCACUCCUACUCCGAGAUCAUCAACGAGAGCGUGAUCGAGUCGGUGGACUCCCUCAACCCCUUCAUGCACGCGCGCGGGGUGUCCUUCAUGGUCAACUGCUCCACCACGGCCCGCCUGGGGUCGCGGAAGUGGGCCCCGCGUUUCGACUACAUCCUCACCCAGCAAGCCUUCGUGGCCGUCGACAAGGAAUGCCCUAUCAAUCAAGACCUCAUCAGCAACUUCUUGUCAGACCCCGUGCACGGCGCGAUCGAAGUUUGCGCCGAAUUGCGUCCUACCGUCGACAUCUCGGUGCCUCCCGAUGCGGACUUCGUGCGCCCCGAGCUGCGUCAAACUGGCAAUUAAGAUAUCAAAUCUUAAUUUUGAUUGAACCCCAUUAAAUAUUCAGUAUUAGUAGUACUUUUUCGAUUGUUCUAAUCUUAAGGCUUUGUGCUGCUCAAUUUGUUGUGACUUGUGAGGCUUUUUUUUUUUUUCCCCUCUUUAAAAUGGAGGGAUUUGAGUAUGUAAUGACUUUAUGAGUUGUUGUGUUUGAACUAACGCAUUUUGAUUAGAAUAAAGCUGGUGCUUAUAUUAGUUUGACAAUA
Molecule: messenger RNA, 2113 nt
Organism: Ananas comosus (pineapple)
Lineage: Eukaryota; Viridiplantae; Streptophyta; Magnoliopsida; Poales; Bromeliaceae
Product: ketol-acid reductoisomerase, chloroplastic-like
Exons: 10
Coding region: 63-1874 (603 amino acids)
Biological process (GO): L-valine biosynthetic process
Cellular component (GO): chloroplast; mitochondrion
Molecular function (GO): ketol-acid reductoisomerase activity
Source: RefSeq, a predicted model, not a curated record